AUGGAUUACAAAAAUUUGAAAACUAUGUUUAUCAGUAGCAUAUUUCAGGGCAGAGUAAAUCAGUUAGGAGGAGUGUUCAUAAACGGUCGCCCGCUACCGCAGCAUAUACGUUUGAAAAUUAUUGAAAUGGCCAGUAAAGGAAUUAAACCGUGUCACAUAAGUCGACAACUUCGAGUUUCACAUGGUGCUGUGUCAAAGAUUCUGAAUCGUUAUGCAGAAACUGGCUCAAUCCUACCUGGACAGCUGAACGAUAAAGGUGAUAGUGAUGAUGAUGGUUGGAAAUUGAUUGGUGGUAAUCCCCGGUCACGAAUUUCUGUUCAAGCGGUUGAAAAGCAUAUUUUGGCGUUGAAAACUGAACAGCCAAACUUGUGUGCCAGCGAACUGAGAUCCUGUCUUAUUGAACGUGAAAUAUGUUCAAAUGAUACCGCUCCAACUGUUUCGUCGAUUAACAGGUUAACUGCAGCGGCAGCAGCAUUAGUAUCAAUGAGUGAUGACGAUGACGGUGACGGUGACGACGGUGACAAUUGCGAUGAUAAUAGGGGUAAUAAUUGGGGCGCUAUAAAUGAGUGUCUGUGGGCAUUUUAG
Enterobius vermicularis (human pinworm) is the source of this 585-nucleotide messenger RNA. The record is from the annotation of a GenBank genome assembly. Lineage: Eukaryota; Metazoa; Nematoda; Chromadorea; Rhabditida; Oxyuridae.